AUCGGACGUGGAUAUUCUUCGCCGCUGUUGCCUGGAGUUUCGAGCCCAGUUUUUGGAUGUGGCGGGUGUGGAUCCAUUCCAAUACGUGACCAUUGCGUCAGCCUGUAUGGCAACGUAUCGGAGUGGCCACAUUCAGCCCGAACACGAUUGCCAUGGUGCCCACACACGGCUACGUCAACUCCAACGAAUUACAGCCCUGAUUCGAUCCGGUGGUUGGACUUUGUUGCUGCUUCGGAAGGGCUGUUUCUUCCACGGGUGUAGUUCGUGCUAUGACGGUGAUGUCAUUCAUCCACUAAAAGGAGUUUCCAUGGCAACGUUAAGAGAAAAGACAGAAGAGACCACACGAAAACUUCGAGCCCAGGGUUUCCACGUCAUAGAAAUGUGGGAGCAUGAGUUUCAAAGAGAGAAGGAGGAAAAUCCAGAUCUCCAAUCUUUCCUGGAUCAACACCAUCUGAGGGAUCGACUCAAUCCUCGAGAUUCAUUUUUUGGAGGAAGGACCAAUGCCCUCAAAUUGUUCCACGAGGGAGACGCAAAAUAUGUGGAUUUUACAUCACUCUAUCCAUGGGUGAACAAGUAUUGCGUCUACCCUGUGGGACAUCCAACAAUCAUCACGGAAAGCUUUGGAGAUGUGGAAGAUUAUUUUGGAAUUAUCCAAUGCCGAGUGAUUCCUCCACGGAAUCUGUAUCUUCCGGUACUGCCCUAUCGGUGCCGGAAGAAGCUGAUGUUCCCCCUGUGUCGGACUUGCGCCCUUCUUCAACUGCAGACUCCGUGUACCCACACAGACGACGAGCGAGCUCUUGUCGGAACGUGGGUAACGGAGGAAGUCAAACUGGCGAAAAAGAAAGGUUACCGCGUCACACAUAUUUACGAAGUGUACCAUUUCCAGGCAAUCGUCUACUUCUCUGUUUUCGUUCCUACAUUGAUCUGUUUCUGA
Stegodyphus dumicola is the source of this 934-nucleotide messenger RNA. RefSeq lists its product as uncharacterized. The record is from RefSeq and is a predicted model, not a curated record. Lineage: Eukaryota; Metazoa; Arthropoda; Arachnida; Araneae; Eresidae.